Molecule: messenger RNA, 1614 nt
Organism: Arabis nemorensis
Lineage: Eukaryota; Viridiplantae; Streptophyta; Magnoliopsida; Brassicales; Brassicaceae
Source: the annotation of a GenBank genome assembly
AUGACAAACAGAUUCAAAGUUAACAUUUUGUUAAGCUUAAAGGCAUUACUUGUGUCAAUUGAUUCUAAUCAGCUCAUUAUUGUAAACACUUGUGACAUGAGAUUAGUGAGUGCAGGAAGUCUAAGGAGGCAGAUUGGUCAAAUGUUGAUGAAGCAUCAUCAAUCAAUCGAAAGAAACAAUCAUGCUCUUCAGCCUGUAUCUCCGGCUAGCUACGGAAGCUCUCUCGAGGUCGCGACAUACAACAAACCAGUAACUCCAAGUAGUUCAUUGGAAUUCGGAGGAAGACUAUCUAGAGAACCUCAUUACAAUCUCAAGACAUCAACCGAACUUCUUAAAGUAUUGAACCGUAUUUGGAGCCUCGAGGAGCAGCAUGCCGCUAAUAUCUCUUUAAUAAAAGCUCUGAAGACCGAGCUGGCUCAUUCACGCAUGCGAAUCAAAGAGCUUCUUAGGUACCAGCAAGACGAUAGGCAUGAGCUAGAUGGUGUGGUGAAGCAACUCGCUGAGGAGAAACUUUCCAGGAAGAAUAAAGACGUUGAACGGAUAAGCUCUGCAGUUCAGUCAGCGAGGAAAGAGUUAGAAGAUGAGCGGAAACUUCGUAAACGUUCUGAGAGUUUGCAAAGAAAAUUGGCAAGAGAGCUCUCGGAAGUGAAGUCUAAGUUGUCUAAAAGUGUCAAGGAGCUUGAGAAAGGGAAUAAGUCAAUGACGACGAUGGAGAUUCUGUGCGAUGAGUUUGCGAAAGGGAUCAAAAGUUACGAAGAGGAAAUUCGCGGUUUAAAGCAGAAGAAUCUCGAUAAGGAUUGGGCUAGUCAAGCUAAAGGCGAUCAAAUGGUUCUUCAUAUAGCGGAAUCAUGGCUUGACGAAAGGUUGCAGAUGAGAUUACAAGGUGAAGAUACAUUGAAUGGUAACAAUAGCUCAGUGUUAGAUAAACUCGAGGUUGAGAUAGAGACAUUCAUCCAAGCGAAGCGGAAUGAAAACCCGAGGAACCUUAGGAGUUCACUUGAAUCAGUCCCGUUUAACACCUUAAGUGCACCACCACAGGAUGUAGAAUGCGAGGAAGACUCUGCGGGAAGCGAUUCAAACUGCUUCGAGCUCAAGAGACCUACAGAGACUCAUGGAGACGAAACUGAGAAACCAAAACAACUGAACAAAGACGGUUUUCGCGAUGAAAAGCCGAAAGGAAAGAUCGGAAGCCCGUCGAGUUUUGAAGUAAAGUUUCACGAUCAAAUGGCGUUGGCAAUGUCGAAUAACGGAAUGAAGAAAACCCGAGGCAUCGAAGAAGAUGCAGAGCCUGGGAUAAGCAACAGUAACAAACCAGAUAAUGAAAUCGAUGAGUGUGUUACUAGUACGAACAAGAAUGAUGUGAUGGGGGAAAUGAUUCGGACACACAGAAGAUUAUUGUCUGAAACUCGUGAAACUGAUCAAGCUUCUUGUAGUUACCCAUCUUCUCGAAGACAAGCGAGUCCAAUUCGACAAUGGACUUCAAGAACCAUCUCACCUGAUCUUCUAGGCUCGUCUGAGAAAGCUGCGAUAGCUCAAGGAGGAGUAAAGGAUAAUACUUUGAAAACUAAGCUCGCAAAGAGUACAAGGUCACGUCUUCGAUUAUUCAAAAGCUGA